This is a messenger RNA of Procambarus clarkii (red swamp crayfish), 2085 nucleotides long. Lineage: Eukaryota; Metazoa; Arthropoda; Malacostraca; Decapoda; Cambaridae. The record is from RefSeq and is a predicted model, not a curated record.
UGGCACCUUUACAUGCCUAGGACUCAGCUGAGUCACUCUGACAGAGCUCAGUGUUGCUGGGUUAUCUCGCAGGGGAGGACACGUUCUUCAUCUCUGACACUCUCGAACCUGCAGGAACAUGUUAUGCUGGGUGGCCGGGGCGGUGGUGGCAUUGGUUCUGGCCAUAAAGUUCGUCUACAGGUUCCAGUCCGGACGAUGCUCCUCCCACAGGAAACUGGUGGGCAAGACGGUCAUUAUCACCGGAGCUUCUGCUGGCAUGUAAAACCUAUCCACCUUCACUCUGGCAUGAAAGGCAUCGGGAAGGAGACGGCGAGGGACCUGGCCUCACGAGGAGCCCGCGUCAUCCUCGCCUGCAGGAACACUGACAAGGCCCAAAAAGUUGCAGAAGACAUCAUGAGGACUACAGGGAACAGGAAGGUGGUAGUGCGGCAGCUGGACACGUCAGACCUGGCCUCCGUCAGGAAGUUUGCUCAAGGCAUCCUGGCUACUGAGACCGCUCUUCACGUCCUGGUGAAUAAUGCAGGAAUAGUUGGCAUGGGAGAGAAGAAUCUAACAGCAGAUGGUCUGGAGCUGACAAUGGCCACAAACUAUUUUGGACACUUCCUGCUCACCAACAUGCUGUUAGGGCUGCUGAAGGCUAGCGCUCCGAGCCGGGUCGUCAAUGUUUCAUCUUUAGGACAUACGUUCUGCACAUCAAUUAACCCAGAUGACCUUAACUAUGAGAAAACACCCUUCCCUGGUUCUAGAGUUGUUUACGGUCACACCAAACUUGGCAACAUCCUCUUCACUAACGAACUUUCCAAGAAAGUGCAUGGAACAGGUGUGACGACCAACAGUGUACACCCAGGGGCCGUGUACACUGAGAUACUGUGGAAGACAAGCCACAAGAACAUACUCACCUACCUGUUUGGCUUUUUCUUCUGGCUGAUGGCUAAAGAUGAGAAGCUAGGUGCCCAGACUCUGAUCUACCUGUCAGUGUCAGAGGAAGUGGACAGUGUCAGUGGGAAGUACUUCGUUGAUUGUAAGCAAAGUAACACCUCCAACUUGGCGCAAGACCCUGAUCUGGCUAAGAAGUUAUGGGACACUAGUGAGCAGCUAGUGAAACUUAAACCCGAGGAGAAGCACUACUAGCGGCCUAUCACCGCCUGGACCCGGGGAGAGGCACUACUAGCGGCCUACCACCGCCUGGACCCGGGGAGAGGCACUACUAGCGGCCUACCACCGCCUGGACCCGGGGAGAGGCACUACUAGCGGCCUACCACCGCCUGGACCCGGGGAGAGGCACUACUAGCGGCCUACCAUCGCCUGGACCCGGGGAGAGGCACUACUAGCGGCCUACCACCGCCUGAACCCGGGGAGAGGCACUACUAGCGGCCUACCACCGCCUGGACCCGGGGAGAGGCACUACUAGCGGCUUACCAUCGCCUGGACCCGGGGAGAGGCACUACUAGCGGCCUACCACCGCCUGGACCCGGGGAGAGGCACUACUAGCGGCCUACCACCGCCUGAACCCGGGGAGAGGCACUACUAGCGGCCUACCACCGCCUGGACCCGGGGAGAGGCACUACUAGUGGCCUACCACCGCCUGGACCCGGGGAGAGGCACUACUAGCGGCCUACCACCACCUGGACCCGGGAAGAGGCACUACUAGCGGCCUACCACCGCCUGGACCCGGGGAGAGGCACUACUAGCGGCCUACCACCGCCUCGACCCGGGAAGAGGCACUACUAGUGGCCUACCACCGCCUGGACCCGGGGAGAGGCACUACUAGCGGCCUACCACCGCCUGGACCCGGGGAGAGGACUACUAGCCACCUACUAUCACCUGGACCCAGGGAGAGGCACUAUACCCAGCAAACACAAACGUUUGUGAACGUUUUUAAGAGGUGCCAGAAAUAAAUUAGUAUUAGUACUGAUUUAAAUACGUCUUUCUGACGUUAAAACAAUUAGAGAUACCUAAAAACAUAUAUUCUUGAGACACAAUUGUUUAAGAUUUAUGUAAAAACCUAAAAAUAAUAGUGGAUAUUAUGCAAUUAUAAUAUUUUCAUCCUUUACAUUUAAAAAUAAACAAUGUUCAGUCAACUUU